AUGACUAGUCCUUAUUUAUUUGAAAAAGGGAAAAAAACUGAAAGUUAUAUAACAGCAGUUGAGGAUAAUCCCGUCAAUAAUAAAAUGUUUCUUCAAAAUAUGAAUAAUGAUGAUAUUGAAAUAUCUAAUAAUGCUACUAAACCAUUUAUUUCUAAAAAUGAUGAUAAAAAUAAGCCUGAUAAAAUGAAUGAAAGUUAUGGUUUAACUGCAGAAGAGUUAGCACCAUAUGGUGAGGAUCGUACAUGGAAAAUUAUAAGAAUAUUUCUUUAUGUAUUAUUUUGGUUAUUAUGGUUAGCAAUGGUUGGAGGUAUAGUUGCAUUGAUACUUCUUAAUCCACCAUGCUCAAAUGUAAGAGAAAAAAGAAAUUUAGAAUGGUGGGAAAAAUCAUUGAUUUAUCAAAUAUGGACACCAUCAUUUAAAGAUUCCGAUGCAGAUGGUUUGGGUGAUUUUAAAGGAAUAAAUGAAAAAUUAUCUAGUUUAGAGAAGAUUAAUAUUGAUACUAUCUUUCCUAGACCAUUUUUAAAGAUUAAUAAAGAUGAUAAUGAAGUAAUUGAUUAUUUUGAUGUUAAUACAGAAUAUGGAAAUUUGGAGGAUGCUGAAAAUCUUAUUAAAUCUGCUCAUGAUAAAGGAAUUUAUGUUAUUAUAGAAAUACCUAUCUCAGUUACUAGUAAUAAACAUAUAUGGUUUAAAAAAAGUUCUAAAGGAUCAAGUGUUGAAAAUUCAUCCUACUCUGAUUUUUACUAUUGGAAACAAAAUGCUGAAAAAUCACAAUAUGCCUCAAAUUAUGAAGAUACAAAUAUAUUAUAUUGGCAUAAAAAAGACAAACCAAAUAGUCCAAUAUUAAAUUGGAAAAGUUCUGGUUUAAAAGAAGCUAUGUAUGAGGUAUUUAAAUUUUGGAUUAAAAAAGGUAUUGAUGGUUUUUAUUUAUCAUCACCAAAAUAUAUUGCAAGAUCUCUUGAUGCUACAAAACCUGAUUUUCCUGAAAUUGUUGAAGUAUUUCAAGAAUUAAAAAAUGAAAUUGACAAUUAUAUACAAGAAAAUGAAGAUAUUAAAGAUAAAAAGAUUUUUAUCUUUACAUCUGCUGAUGAUAUGACAGAGAAUGAAAAAAAACAAUUAGGUAUUAAUGGUGGUUUGGAUGCUCUUAUAAAUUAUGAAUUAGGAAAUGUAGAGAAAGAUAGUAAAAUAUGUUAUAAAUUAGAAUCAACUGUUGCUGGUUGUGUUAAUGAAAUAUUAUCUGAUAUUCUUAUUUUCCAUAAUAAUAAUCCACAAAUAGUACCAAUAUGGGAAUUUGGAAAUCCUUCAACUACACGUCUUUCAACAAGAGUACAAUCUAGAUUACAUAGUGAAAUAUUAAUAAUGUUACAAAUGAUGUUACCAGGAUCAAAUAUGUUUUAUUAUGGUGACAUAAUUGGUAUUAAAAAUUUAAAAAAUAAUAAUGAAUAUAAAAAUGUAAGUCAGAUGAGUGCUAUGCAAUGGGAUGAUACAAUAAAUGGUGGUUUUACACAAGCAGUUAAUUCAAUUAUUCCAGUUCAAACAGAUAUUGAAAAUAUAAAUUGGGAAAAACAAUUAAAAAAUACUAUUAGUCCUUUAAGAAUGUUUAAAAGAAUCGCAAAAAUAAAAAAAAGAGUUGAUGCUUUUAAAUAUGGUAAAGCAUAUGUUGGAACAAGACUACAACAAGCUUUUACAAUUUCACGAUUUGAUACAGAUGAACAAAGGCAACCAAUAGGACAUGUUUAUGUUUGUGCAGCUAAUUUUGGAAAAGAAACAACAACAUUACCAUUAGAUGAAAUUCCAGGGGCAUCAUCAAUAACACUAAAAAAUUCUCAAAUAUUUGCAUUGACAACUAAAGCUUAUGAAACAUAUGAUGUUAGAGAAAAAGUAGAUUUAAGUUCACAAUCUUUAACCAUUGGUCCACAACAAGCAAUUAUUUUUAAAUUUUUGGUAUAA
This is a messenger RNA of Strongyloides ratti, 1947 nucleotides long. Its product is annotated as Neutral and basic amino acid transport protein rBAT. Lineage: Eukaryota; Metazoa; Nematoda; Chromadorea; Rhabditida; Strongyloididae. The coding region runs from base 1 to 1947 and encodes 648 amino acids. Gene Ontology annotation, biological process: carbohydrate metabolic process. The record is from RefSeq and is a predicted model, not a curated record. The transcript has a single exon.